AUGGUAGCAGUGGCAGUGGUGGUGGUAGUAAAAGAAGUUAUGGUGGUAGUGGUAGUAGACAGCGGCCCUGGUAGUAGUGGUGAUGGUCGUAGUAUUGGUUGUGGUAGUAGUUGUCGUGGUGGUAGUAGUGGUGGUUGUAGCGGUAGUAGUGGUAGCGGUGGUGGUCGUCGUCGUAGUAUUGGUAGUGGUAGUAGUAGUGAAAGUAGUGGUGGUAGUAAAAGUUGUUGUUGUGGUGGUGGUGUUUUAUUUGUUUUUGCCCCCGGUGGUAGUAGUGAUAGUAGUGAUGGUAGUAAUGGUAGUAGUGGUGAUGGUGGUAGUAUUGGUAGUGCUAGUAGCACUGGUUGUGGCAGUAGUAGUAGUGGUGGUGGUUGUAGUGGCAGUGGUGGUGGUAGUAAUAGUCGUGGUGGUGGUGGUGGUGGUGAAGGUGGUAGUGGUGAUGGUCGUGUUACUGGUGGUAGUGGUGAUGGUCGUAGUGACAGUGGUGGUGGUAGUAAUAGUGGUAGUGGUGGUGGUGGUGGUGAAGGUGGUAGUGGUGAUGGUCGUAUUACUGGUAGUGGGGUAGUAGUGUCGUGGUUCUAG
This is a messenger RNA of Mercenaria mercenaria, 579 nucleotides long. RefSeq names its product loricrin-like. The record is from RefSeq and is a predicted model, not a curated record. Lineage: Eukaryota; Metazoa; Mollusca; Bivalvia; Venerida; Veneridae. Bases 1 to 579 code for a protein of 192 amino acids. The transcript is spliced from 4 exons.